This is a messenger RNA of Apiotrichum porosum, 7938 nucleotides long. It is a transcript of the gene FAB1, whose product is annotated as 1-phosphatidylinositol-3-phosphate 5-kinase. Gene Ontology annotation, cellular component: fungal-type vacuole membrane; endosome membrane. Bases 1 to 7938 code for a protein of 2645 amino acids. Gene Ontology annotation, biological process: phosphatidylinositol phosphate biosynthetic process. The transcript is spliced from 7 exons. The record is from RefSeq and is a predicted model, not a curated record. Gene Ontology annotation, molecular function: ATP binding; 1-phosphatidylinositol-3-phosphate 5-kinase activity; metal ion binding. NCBI's taxonomy places the organism in Eukaryota, Fungi, Basidiomycota, Tremellomycetes, Trichosporonales, Trichosporonaceae.
AUGUCCGGCCUCGACACCCACCUCACCAUCGACACUGGUCCACCCACAGCAGCAUCGGCAUCGGUGGCCAGCUCAUCCCGCCCCUCCCCCGUCUCGGGACUAACCACCUUCCCCAACCCAUUCGCAGACGAGCCCGAGCCGGGCCUCCUCCCUUCCAUCCUCUCAAAGGUCAAGUCAACAUUCUCCUCCUCAGCCUCCGUCCCCGCCGUCCCGGCCGCCAAGGCAAUCGACAAGGACAAGGCGGCAGUAGCAGCAGCAGCAACGGCCGCGGCGUCCGUCUCCACCACGACCGACGGCAGCAAUGGCGGAGGACCACCCGUGCAGACCGAGGCUCAAGCCAUCGCCGAGGCUGCACGCAAGCAAGCGUACGCGCACGCACAAGCAGCAGCCAGCGCCGCUGCCGCUCAGGCCGCCCACACACAAUCAUCCCAGACCGCACCGCAGCUCACAGGGAAACGCGGUGUUGGGGGCUCGCAACUGUCCAUCACCGCCCCUUCCGGUGAAGUGUCGCCCUCCCCGCUGCUCUCCCCGACCAUGGCGCCCCCUGCGCUCCCUGUGCCGUCGCGGCCCUCACAGACGUCCAUGUCCGCCAACACGCCGCCCACGGCCGCUUCGUCCCAAGCUCCCUCGGUGUCGUCCUUGUCCAGCGCUCCCGGCGGCCAGCCCGUGGCCCGGCGACACUUGGUCCCUGGCGAACGGAACUGGCGCCCCGCCGGUGCCGCCCCGGCCCAGGUGACUGUGUCGCCCGUCACGAGUAUGACGACGACCGUGCCGAGCAGGGCCGAGGGCGAGGCGAGCGGCGGCGGAGGCAGCGGCGCGGGUACCAUGGGCCCACCGCCACCCCUGCGUCUUUCGGCGCACCACGGCCACGGUCAUGGCCAUGGCCACGCGUCCGUCCCGUCCAUCUCUAUUGACGUCCCGUCUGUCCCCAUGUCCGCCACGGGCUCGAUCUCGCGGGGCAAGAACAUUAGCGGUCGCCUGAGGCGAGGCUCGAUCGGCACCCUCCCAGACUCGCCCUCGAGCGUCUCGCUGUCGGCCAUGAUCUCCGCAAGUGCAGAGCUGAGCCAAAACAACUUUUCGUUUGUCCCGGGAUUUCAGCUGCCCGCAGAAGACACGCGCAGUGUGCGAAGUCUUGGGUUUACGAAGCGGCCUGGAAGUGUGAGCAAGAUCAUUCGCCGGAUGCGCGGCGAGGGUUUAAGCAAGCACUACUGGAUGGAGGACGACAACUGCAAGGAGUGCUAUGACUGCAAAUCAGUGUUCACAACAUGGCGGCGAAAGCACCAUUGUCGUAUCUGUGGCCAGAUCUUUUGCGGUCGAUGUGCGUCCAACAUUAUCGGUGCCCGCCGGUUCGGGCAGGACGGUAUGGUGCGCGUGUGCAACCUGUGUCUCAAGAUCAUGGAGGACUAUGACGACGAAGACGACCGCCGAUCCAUCAACUCGGCCAUGUCCAGUCUUCCGGAGCGAGUCAUCUCGCCCGAGAUGCAGUUUGCCGCGUCACCAUACGCCGCAAGCCAGCUGUUCACCCGCCACGGCAACGAGUCGCUCACCGCCAUUGACGAGUCGCAAGUGACACGGUACUGGAGUCGCGGUAACCGGGACCGUGAUCGUGACGACAUCCCAGAACGGCCAUUCACGCCCGAGGACCCAAGUGACAUUUCAGACAGCGAGGAGGGCCACAUAUGGCAGAGUACGCGACCCAGCGCUUGUGCUCCGUUCCGACGCAUGCACGGCGGCGACGACUCGGACGAGCAGCCUCAAAGUCUCGUUGCGUCUCAAACACCGAGUCCCGGGGCUGGUGCCGACGGCAGGGACAGGCGUGUGGGAUUCCCCAACGACAUGCCCCACGUCAUGUUUCCUCGUACAGACACAAUCGACUCUGACGACGGCCGCGCCAUGAACGAGUCGAUACACCAACAGUUGACGAUGGGUUUGCGCACUCGAAUCAGCUCGAUGGCGAGCCUACGCGGCCUGAACGCCUUGCUGGAUUCGGACAGGAAAGAUGGCCUGUGGCGUGCAAGGUCACACUCGUUUGCCACCAAGGACGAGAUCCUUGCUGCUCCUUCGCUCACCCAUUUCAGCAACAUGCUGCAGCAGUCCAUCGAGCGGGCCGAGAUUCCAAACCCCCCAACAUGGCACCGAGUGCUGAGCCGUCUCUUGCUCCGUGUCUCGACCAACUUGCGGCCCGUGGUGCGCGCUGGCGACUCGAUCGACGUUCGCACCUAUGUCAAGAUUAAAAAAGUGCCCGGCGGUAAGAUUAUCGAUUCCGAGUACGUUGACGGCAUCGUCAUCACCAAGAAUGUCGCGCACAAAGGCAUGGCCCGUCGACUCGUCAACCCGCGUAUCAUGGUCAUUACAUUCCCGCUCGACUACCACCGCGUCGAGACACAGUUCAUGUCGCUGGAUCCGAUCAUGAAGCAGGAGCGCGACUACCUCCGUCUCUUGACAAAGCGUAUCAUCGACCUCCGACCACACAUUGUGCUCGUUGAGCGGUUCGUCUCGCGCAUCGCACUCGAGUUUUUGCACGAGGCCAACAUUGUCGUUGCUCGCGGUGUCAAGUUCUCCGCCAUCCACCAAGUCGCGCGGUGUACACAUGCCGACAUUAUCGGUUCGAUGGACCGACUGGCCCUCGAGCCCCGUCUGGGUCGCUGCGCCGACUUUAGGGUACAGACGUUUGAGCACCAGCAGAUCCCUGGCCGGCGCAAGACGUACAUGCGGUUUGAGGGCACGCACAAUGGCUUUGGCGGCACGAUCAUCUUGCGCGGUGGCGACUUGGCGACGUUGACCAAAGUCAAGGUCAUUGCCGACUUCAUGGCCCUGGUCGCUUACCACCUCAAGAACGAGGCGCUACUCUACCGCGACGAGUUCCACAUGAUGCCCAUACAUCCACCAUUGCCUGAAGAGUAUGAGGAACUGCUGAAAACGCUGGCCGCUGGCGACUUUGACCCCAGCAACGCCUUUAGCAACAAGGACGACCCCGAGGACCAUUCGACUCCGAAUCCGUCCGAGAGCGACGUGGAGAAGGAGCAGGCUCAAUACGAUGCCCUCCGCCUCUCGAAGCAGAUUGCAGAGUCUCUCGAGCCGUACCUCACCACAGUGCUGUCCGCGUCGGUGGCUGUGCGCUUUCCGCCUCCAUACGCCCUCGCCAAGAUGGCUGCUUUGGACCGUACGCUCACGGAACUGCGCAUCAAGAGGGAUGAGUAUGAAGCCGAGCAGAUUCUGAAGGAGGAGAAGCGUGUCACCGCCCUCGCAGUAGCGGCAGCGGCGCCACCUCCCGUGUUUUCGCCAACACCAACACCUGUCCUUGCGCCGACGCCGACGCCGGCACCGCCACCACCCCUUCCUGCGGCUGCUCCAGCUCCAGCCCCAGCUCCAGUUGCCGCUCCAGUUGCCGCUCCAGUUGCCGCUCCAGCUCCAGCACCAGCUCCAGCACCAGCUCCAGCACCAGCUCCAGCUCCUGCUCCAGCCCCUGCUCCAGCCCCUGCUACAGCCGCUGCUCCAGUUGCCGCUCCAGCUCCAGUUGCCGCUCCAGCUCCAGCCCCUGCUCCAGUUCCUGCUGCAGCUCCUGCUGCUGCUGCUCCAGCUCCAGCUCCAGUUGCCGCUCCUGCUCCUGUUUCCGUCGCCGCUCCUGCCCCGGAGCAGCCCGUUAAGGUGGUCCUGGAGACCGAUACUGGCGAAAUGGUGACCCCACCGGCUGUCUCUCCUGUCCCCGACGUGGACGCCGCAGUGUCGUCUUCAACUUCCCAAGCCUCAGUUUCGCAGCCACCUACCCCAAGCCCCACUCCUCCACUUGGUCUCCCGCUCAUGCCAGCCCCGCCUCCACCGGCCGGCACGACCCAGGCUUCGGUUAUCCGUCCCAUGGCCGCACCAGCGCCUUUGCCGCCAAGUGCGCCCCCGAGCCAGCUACUUACGCUGCCCACGAAAGGUGCCAUCGGCGAUCCCUACCGCAUCCUGUUGAAGCCUGACGAAUAUACGGAAGCGAGCAAGCUCGCGUUUGUCGCCCACGACCAUGCGGAGCAGGUCAAGAUCUGGCAACACUACGUCAAGCGUCACCCUACACCCCUUCAUCCCAAAGACUACCAGGGCAUCAUCUACCUGCAGUCUCUUUACCGCCAGGGUCAGGAUAAGCCGUGUACCGAGCCCAUGCGUCACCAGAUCAACUUUUACCAGGAUGAUGACCAAACCCUGGGCCAGUUUCUCUCUGCCAUGGUCAGCAACGCUGCGCACCGGUGCCCGAACAAGGCCUGCGACCAGCUCAUGCUCUUUCACUACGAUGUGCUGGUCCACGCCGACCGCCGUCUCCAAGUUGUCAUGGAGCAGUUCAUGUGCCCUCUGCCAGGCCACGAGGAGCAGAUCGUCACCUGGUCCUACUGCCGACAGUGCAACCGCAGCUGGGACCCGAUCAUCAUCCACGAGGAGACGUGGCGCAUGUCCUGGGGAGCAUACCUCGAGCACUGCUUCUACCCGCCCAAGACGGUCACGGGAUUCGAGUGCACGCACGACGCGUACCGCGACCACAUUCGCUAUUUCGCCCACCUCAACAUGGUUAUUCGUAUCCACAAUGACGAGGUUGAGCUGUUUGAACCUGUCCGACCGUCGACGAAGCUCAUGGUGCGCGUCGAGGACAAAGUCCGACUCAAGAACCAAGAGUACGAGAGCGCGCUCCAGAAGACGGCCACGUUCUUCGAUUCCGUCCUCUUCCGCUUGAGAAGCUUUACAGACGACUUGGUCGACCCAGAAAAGCUGCCGCGGCUUCGUCAGGACCGCGAUAGCUUCCUCUCGCGCGCGGUGGGCGACAGAGACGAGAUUGUCAACAUGCUUAACAGGACGUACAAGCAGACCCCGGCGACAGAUGUGCUUUCCAUGAACGUGGUGCUCCAGGCCCUCCAGGACAAGGUCAUCCAGUGGGACACCGAGUUCCUCGAGGUCGAGAAGAUGUAUAUGCCCACGGAGAAGGAUUUGAGGAGAAUGACUGCAACGCACCUGAAGCGCCUGUUCCCGACCCAAGACCCCUUUGGCACCAUGGACAAGACAAUGGCCAACCUCUCUGUGCCCGAGGUGGAUGAGCGUGAAAAGUCCGAGGGCUCCACGGAAUCGAAGCUCCCAUCACCUACUCUCACCGAGAGCGUGGAGGCGACUCUGCAGCUUCCGGACAGCGGGCCAACGACCGACUCGCCCAUGUCGCUGGACGAGGCAGCUGCCAACCCUCUGGAUACUGCCGCUAUGCAGCUAGAGGGCAUCACUGCCUCGUACGACUCUAUCACGCCGACUCCUACCUUGGCCCGCAUUUCCAGCCCAUUCACCACGGCCGACGUCCCGCGCGAUUAUGACAGCGACUCGACCAUCUCGGCCAUCCCCGGCCGCUCCAUUCCCAAGACGUACACCGCCGCGGACCUUGCCUCCAGCGGCGUGGAUAGCGACACACAUGGGUUCGUCUCUCGCUUGCCCAGGCGUACCCGUCCAGCACCCAGUGUCGCCGAUCUCGUCAAACGCUUUCAAGAGUCUAUGGGCCAGACACCGCAGUUUGAGCCCAUCCCCAACCAGGACAUUCCGUCGUCCAUGGAACGUCCACGCUCCGCCGGAGGCACGACCCGUCGCGUUCGUCCAGAGCCGGACGUGUCGGACAGUGACGUGAAUGUCGGUGUGCUUCCUGUGCGGCCGAGACUUCGCGGCAGACGCGAGCAACCGUCCAAGUCCCGUAUGGAGCCACGAUCGACACUGUUAUCAGAGGGUGAACGCAGCUAUGCUGUCAACGCCGCCCGCGUUGUAUCGCAUACCGCACGCCGCUCCGCCACCGUCGACGCCUCGAGUAGUACCCGUGGCGGACGUAUCUCGCGUACGACCUCCCCUACACCGAGUCACAGGUCUCGUGAUGGCCUCUUAGCCGCGCCGUCGCCAUGCCUGCCGCUCACCAAGGCCGCGAGUCACGAGGGCAAGCCUCGUAUCGCAGGCAAGGGCCGCACUCCACGCAAGGCCACAGACGUGCUUGCUCCCCCAGGCCAGCCGUCCCCCGGCGGCGGUCUGAUCCGCGGCCUGCCCCGCCGUGUCAUUGGUGCUGGAUCACGCGUCACGUCCAUCGCUCGCCACUUUGACAAGAUUUCUCGUGAGGCCGAACGUGAUCGCCAAAAGCGUAUUUCCAUCGCUAGGGGCAAGCGUGCGGGCCGUGUUGGCGUCACAAAGGCCAAAGUCCAAGUCUUCAACAAUAUGCGCGAUGCGUUCAAGGACGAGUUUGACUCGGACUCGAGUGCAGCGGACAAUGAGGAGGAUGAAGGCGACGCGUCGGACGGAAGUGUCGAUUCAACGGGCCGUGCUCGGCCUAGGCGUAAAGUGUCGUCGCCAACCAAAGGUGCCUCUCCUCUCCCUCAGCCUAUCGAGGGUGCAGGUCCUUCAGAGUCGACGCACACCGAGACUCCUCCGCAGGCCUCGACUCCCGAAGACCAAGUGACUGCACCCACUGCCGGACCCAGUGGUGUCCUCAGCGACAGUGCCACAGACGGUGGCGGCACUGGCACCAGCACACGUAACAAGGACCGUCUACACAUUGAGCUCGCGCCAUUCGACACCAACGCUCCAUUGCCACCCAUGACGCCCCAGCCCCAGCAGCCCGCCACGACAGACACACAGGACGAAGGUGGUCCGCGCAAGGGUUUCAGCCAGUUGUCCCAGAUGAGCGAGAGCGAGAUGAGUUCUGGCGGCGGCGAGACCCGGUCUUCCAUCCUCAAGACCCUCACUGGCCUCUGGGCGUUCCGCGCUGGCGAUUUCACGCCGCUGGAGUACCCGCUCUCAGCGGCUGAACACAUUUUUGCAGACUCGCGUGUAAUUGUGCGUGAAAACGAGCCCACGUCCAUUAUCGCAUUCACCCUCAGCUCCAAGACGUACCGCGACCAAAUGCGCAGUGUCGCCGCUGCGGCCAAGGCCCGCCGACACGAGCCGUCCGGUCUUGAUGACCUGUCCAUGACCUCGGACCGCCAGUGGGACAUUAUCAGCAUUGACGAAGGUAUGGAGGCCGACGACCCGUCACGCCGCGAGGGCGAAGUGGGCACCCACCUGAAAUACGACUUUGAGACUGGUUCCAGCACCAUCUCGUGUCGCAUCUUCUUUGCCGAGCAGUUUGCUGCGCUCAGGCAGGCGUGCCAGUGCGAGGACAUAUUUGUCGAGUCGCUCGCCAGGUGUGCCAAGUUUGACGCCUCGGGCGGCAAGUCGGGUAGCGCCUUCCUCAAGACCAAGGACGACCGCUUCAUCGUCAAGGAAAUCUCGCGAUUCGAGAUGGACGCUCUCACCAAGUUCGCCCCGGCAUACUUCGAGUACACGUCCACUGCCCACCAGCGCGGCCGGCCGACCGCGUUGGCCAAGACGUACGGCUUUUUCAAGAUUGGAUACCGCAACGCCGUGACUGGACGCUCGAUGCACAUGAACGUGCUGGUGCAGGAGAACCUGUUCUAUUCGCGGACGUUUGCAAAGAUCUACGACCUCAAGGGCAGCACAAGGAACCGUCUCAUCAAGCCGACCGGCAAGGUCAACGAGGUGCUGCUCGACGAAAACCUCAUGGAGACGGCGUACACUGCGCCCCUCUACCUCCGCGACCACUCGAAGCGUAUCCUCCGGACCGCACUGUGGAACGACACGCUGUUCCUCUCCAACCUCAACGUCAUGGACUACUCCCUCGUUGUUGGCGUGGACACGGAGAACAACGAGCUGGUCGUCGGUGUCGUCGACUACAUCCGCACGUUUACGUGGGAUAAAAAGGUCGAGUCGUGGGUCAAGGAUUUGGGUGGUGGCGGCAGGGGCGAUCCAACAAUCGUGACCCCAUUGCAGUACCGGAAACGCUUCCGCACCGCCAUGGACAGGUACUACUUCCCCUCCGUCCCGGACAGGUGGGACGUGGCGGGCGCCGACGAGCCAGCCGCAGACGAGGAGGGCCCCACGCUGCUGGGCAUGUAG